UAUUAUUUAUUAUUAUUAUACUUAUGAUGGUGGUGAUGAUGAUGAUGAUAAUGGCACUGCUGAUUUUUAACCGGAUUAAAUCGAGUUUUUCUGAAUGUUCCUGAGCAUUUCUCCUGCCUCCUGAUUGACUUGGGAGUUUUGCAAUAUUGGAGAGAGAGCUGAGGCAUUAGCAUUUUUAAGUGGAUUGAUCCCAUAAACCUUUUCUCUCCCAACCCCACCCUCACCCCCAUCCCUUUCCCCACACUCAAAGAAUUUGACUGGCUGCUUAAGUCUGUGACCUAAUUUUUCCUGAUCUAUAACUUAACUGUUUUAGAGCAUCUCUGGACGUCUGUAUUUUUAAUUUUUUUUAUUUUUAUUUUUUAUUUUUAAUCUUUCAUUUGUUACAUUUUUAAACUGUGCUGCAAUAAAAUGUGUGUGGUACUUCUGAUCACCUAUGGUGGUGAUGGCAUUUUCCCCGAAAGCCAUCUUCUUCCUAUGCCCCUUGAAAUCCCCUCCUGCUCUUCAUGUACACUACCCCUCACAAACUACAAGCUGCAACACCAUGGAUUCCCAGUCUGGAGCAGCAGCAACCAGGAUCACCUGGAGCCAAAGAAAGGGGUUCUUCGGAACAGAUGCAAACCCAUCCUGGGUGAUGCUUGUGGCUGUUUGACUUUUGCCAUCAAACACCAUGGCCAGCAAUGUCACCAACAAGACUGACCCCCGUUCCAUGAACUCCCGUGUCUUCAUUGGGAAUCUCAAUACUCUGGUUGUUAAGAAGACGGAUGUUGAGGCCAUCUUCUCAAAGUAUGGCAAGAUUGUAGGCUGCUCUGUUCAUAAGGGUUUUGCCUUUGUUCAAUAUGUUAAUGAACGAAAUGCCCGUGCUGCUGUGGCAGGAGAGGAUGGCAGAAUGAUUGCUGGCCAGGUGCUAGAUAUUAAUCUGGCUGCAGAGCCAAAAGUGAACCGAGGAAAAGCAGGUGUGAAGCGGUCUGCAGCGGAGAUGUACGGGUCAGUACCAGAACACCCUUCUCCGUCCCCUCUACUCAGCUCUUCCUUUGACCUGGAUUAUGAUUUUCAACGAGAUUAUUAUGACAGGAUGUACAGCUAUCCAGCACGUGUACCACCACCUCCUCCUAUAGCUCGUGCAGUGGUACCCUCAAAACGCCAACGUGUGUCAGGAAACACUUCCCGCAGAGGCAAAAGUGGCUUUAAUUCCAAGAGUGGGCAGCGGGGCUCUUCAUCUAAAUCUGGCAAAUUGAAAGGUGAUGAUCUUCAGACAAUUAAGAAGGAGUUGACCCAGAUAAAACAGAAAGUGGAUUCUUUAUUGGAGAGCCUGGAAAAAAUUGAGAAAGAACAAAGCAAACAAACAGUAGAGAUGAAGAAUGAUAAGUCAGAAGAGGAGCAGAGCAGCAGCUCCCUGAAGAAAGAUGAGACUAAUGUGAAGAUGGAGUCUGAGGGGGGUGCAGAUGACUCUGCUGAGGAGGGGGACCUACUGGAUGAUGAUGAUAAUGAAGAUCGGGGGGAUGACCAGCUGGAGUUGAUCAAGGAUGAUGAAAAAGAAGCUGAAGAAGGAGAGGAUGACAGAGACAGCGCCAAUGGCGAGGACGACUCUUAAGCACAUGUUGGGGUUUUAGAACUCUCGUCCCAUUAUUUCUUUAUCUAGGCGCUUGUCUUUGAUCAAACUUUUCACCAGAUCCUCUCCCUUAGAAUCUUCCAGCACAUGUUCACUGUUGUACCCAACUUUAUCCUUCCCAUGUUCAUUAAUUCUGCCCUGCGCCUAGUUCCUUUCCUACUUCCUUCAAUUCUCCUAGUAGUUAUAUUAAGUCUCCUGUAAUUUUGCUCUUUUAAUUUUGAUACCUCUUUAUGACUUAACAAUAAAAAGGAUGUAUGGUUUUUAUCAGCUGUCUCCAAAGGAAUCUCUUGUUAUGCAGGGAGUAAGCACAGUUCUCUAUUCAAUUCAAACCUGAGACUGAUUGCUACUUCCAAAAGUGGAAAGGCAAUCAAUCUCAUUUAAAUCAGUUCCUGAGAACUUUGAGUGUCUUCUCCUACCUAGGAUUACAAUGUGGGGGGCUACAAAAAUGUAACAGUUUUUAUUUUAUUUUAUUUUAUUUUUUUUUUGUGAAUGACAGUUGUCAGUAGAAAUGCAUAAAGAGGUACAUUCAGAAGAGGAAUUAGUGUGUGCUUAUAUAUUUUUUUUAAACAAACUUUGUUUUCUAAAGUUGAUAUUGUGGGUUAUUCAUGUGAAACAGCCUGAUGUUUGAAACUUUUUUUCCUCAAAAUAAAAAAAUAUUAAACCAGGAAUUUGAAGAAGAAAAACAUGACCCCAACCCCUGGAUUUUCUUAUUACAAAAUUUUUCAAUGUUUUAUAAUUGUUUAUUGAACUUAUUGUAAUUUUGUUAGGAGUUAUUACUUAAAGAUUUAGCACUUAUGUCAUACCCUCCCGUGCACAUGCCAGUUAUUUGUUGCUUUAUUUAUUUUUCCCCCAGAAGGCUGCGAAUGAGUAGAUAACUUCUUCCCAGAGUUGGGGGUUCUUUGUUGAGGGAAUUUAGGGAGUUUAUAUACCAUCUCAUUAGAAUUUUUUGUUAUGUGGAUCCUUUUGCAAAUGUGUACUAUUUAUUGCAUAUUUGAGAAUUAAUUUUUACAAUAAAUUUAAUACUAGUCAGUAAAUAACCAAAAGAUACAAGGUUGAGAUAGGACAGUGAAAUUUGCAUAAGAUUAUCAUCAUAUACUAAAGGAGAAAGGGGGGAUAUCAUUAAGCUUACUAAGGAUUAUGAGUCUGCUCUUGAUUUUCUUUAGGAAGAGAGUAAUUUCUCCAUACAGCAAAAGAGAUAAAGAGGACUGAAGUAAAGUUAGGGGACAAAAUGGUGUGUCACUUGAUGGGUAGGGCGAAUGAAGUCCUUGAUUUAAAUAUUCUCCUUUGUAGGUGAUCCUGUUAAAUCAAGGAAUAUUGAUCUUCAUGUACAUUUGUCUUUUUCAUACUUGCAAUUUACUAAUAAUAAUGGUGACAGAAUCAUUUUGUGAAGGAAAACUCAAAAUAGAUUGGCUUAAUAUUAUACAUAAAAUGCUCAGUGAUUUCAGCUGGCACAUUGCUUAGUAAAUGGUUGAUUUAGUAAUUUUUUGUGUCCUGACUCUCAAUUUGGACUUUUUGUCAUUAAGAUUUUGGGUAAAUCAAUCUAUGCUUUCCUAUUUGCUCAUUGGUAUUAUGAAGAGAUUCAAUUAAAAGUCAAUCUUAAA
Sarcophilus harrisii (Tasmanian devil) is the source of this 3210-nucleotide messenger RNA. It is a transcript of the gene HNRNPC, whose product is annotated as heterogeneous nuclear ribonucleoprotein C. Gene Ontology annotation, cellular component: nucleus. The transcript is spliced from 8 exons. The coding region runs from base 668 to 1591 and encodes 307 amino acids. Gene Ontology annotation, molecular function: RNA binding. NCBI's taxonomy places the organism in Eukaryota, Metazoa, Chordata, Mammalia, Dasyuromorphia, Dasyuridae. The record is from RefSeq and is a predicted model, not a curated record.